CGCGCGUCUGUCUGUACGAGGGCCGAGCCCUUCCGCCGGGGCCGCUUGGAAGUUCUCAAAUCCUGGCUCUCUGCCCAGGUCGGCGGGAGACCGAGAGUCCGGCCUGGGGCGCGCCGGCGUGGGACCGAAUGGCUUUUCGGGCAGGUCCACGAGAUCCAGUCUCACAUGGGACGCCUGGAGACAGCAGACAAGCAGUCUCUGCACUUAGUAGAAAAUGAAAUACAAGCAAGCAUAGACCAGGUAUUCAGCCGUCUAGAACGCCUGGAGAUUUUGUCCAGCAAGGAGCCUCCUAAUAAAAGGCAGAAUGCCAAACUGAGAGUAGACCAGUUAAAGUAUGAUGCCCAGCACCUGCAGACUGCUCUUAGAAACUUCCAACAUCGGCGCUAUGCCAAGGAGCAGCAGGAGAGACAGCGAGAGGAGCUUCUGUCUCGUACCUUCACCACUAAUGACUCCGACACCACCAUACCAAUGGAUGAAUCACUGCAGUUUAACUCCUCCCUGCACAACAUUCACCACAGCAUGGAUGACCUUAUUGGAGGCGGGCACAGUAUUCUGGAGGGACUGAGGGCCCAGAGGCUGACUUUGAAGGGGACUCAAAAGAAGAUCCUUGACAUUGCCAACAUGCUGGGCUUGUCCAACACAGUGAUGCGCCUCAUUGAAAAGCGGGCUUUCCAGGACAAGUACUUCAUGAUCGGCGGGAUGCUCCUCACAUGUGUGGUCAUGUUCCUUGUGGUGCAGUACCUGACAUGAGCCAGCCGUGCCUGGUUGCUGGACAACAUUCCCACUGAAUGAGAGUGUGUGAGUGUAUGCGUGCAUGAGAGAGAAGAGGGCUGUGCAGAGGCCGCCUUUUGAAAGGUAUGCCCGCCUUAACUGUGAAGACCACUCAGGACUGUCAUUGUGAUCCAGUUUUAAACCUGUUUUCUGUUACAUCUUCGAAGGAAAGCUAGUGCCACCAAGAUACAUAGUCCUUAGGAAAUGAAAAAUGUCUCUGUUUUCUUUUUCACUCUUGCUGGCGAAGGAAGGGAUGGCUUUAGUGGCCGUGUCAACAUUCUGGAAGGUUGCUACAGUGAGCCUUGUGUGUGGGACUAUCCACACUGUUCAUGCACUGUCAUCAUCUGGCCUUGGUGGCUUCUAGUGGAUAACCAGGAGUACAAGGACGGGGAGAGGAGAGAAGCCUUCCUCCCUUGUACCCAUUAUAGGUUGAUUCAUAUGCUCUUGCUUCUUGCCGCCCUCUCCACCCCACCUCCCCAAAACGACAUGUAGAUGACUAACUGCUGACACUCGUCAUCCUUCCCUGGAAGCAGCUACCCAGGGGAAACAGAAGCAGGGACGCUAUUGCUGAUAACGUGUAAGCUUUUCCAUACUACAAUUGCUGGGUGUUUGUCCUUCCUGAAGUGAGGCCAGAGUAGUUCCCUGGGAGUGUUCAGUCUGACGACUAAAGGCCUGAGUUACCUAUUUUCUUUCCCAGUUGUUAGUAAAAUGGUUGAUUCUUAGGUUUAGAUGCAUCUGUGGCACCUAUGCGCAGGCCUUGGUGGACCUUUGUCCCUUAGAGUGUAGCCAUGAGCAAAAGUUAGCAAUUUGUCAGUUACAAUUUCAUCUCUAAUUUUAACAGCUCUAAUUCUUGUCUUUCUUCUCUCAUUUGAAAUAUAUUAGCAACUGCCAGCCAAGCUCCUAGUCUGCCCAGCCAGAUUAGGGCACCCUGCAGAUGUUCUAGGUGGUGUGUAUGUCCUUGUGAGAAGGUUUUUAGGGACCAAGAUCUUGUUUAUUUUCUGCUCAGCCCUGGGUCAAGGCUGUACCAAUCAAUACCCUAUGUAUUGUGGAGUUUGCUACAAAGUGAGUCAGUCUUGAAGUCCAUUGAAUGUGAUUAAUCAAUGAAAGUACUAGCAAGACCUGGUUAUUUGUUCAGCUGUCAAGGGCCCUGCCUCCCUACUAACCCUAGCCGUGGUAGACUCAGGACAAAACAAAGUAACACUCAAAGUUCCCCAGAAGGACUGAAAACCUGUCAGUAUUAACCUUACCUUUGGUUGUCUUUCUCCAUUUACUUCCUAUGUUUUAUUCCUUUUUGUUUGAACUUUCUUCCUCUUUACUGUAUGUAUUCCAGUCUACCUCCCUCUCUGUACCAAUAUUUGUCUCUUCAGGCACAUCUGUGGCAUAGUUCCUUCCCCCUUUGGUGAAUUUUUUUUUCUUUGUAACAGGUUUUUUAAAUGAGUCUUACACUUCUGCUCAGAUAGGAUAUCUGUUGCUCCUAUUCUGGUCCAAACAAGAACCCUAGAUUUCCAAGAAGGAAGACUGGCCUUUUUAAAAAAUGAUCAACAACGCUACUGAAUGAAAAACAGUGGUCUAGUGUGAGGGAUUGCAACACCUUCACAACUAGAUCUGACUUUGAGAGGACACCACUUGAAAUUUUCAUUUCACCUAAUGGAGGUCAUGGAAGGCUGAAAAAUGGAUUUUUAGACUGCACAGAAUUGGCUGUCCUGUUCCCUGGCAACUUGAGAAUCCUGUCACACAAUGCUUUGGAGGAAAGUGUACCAGUCAUAGCUGAGACAUUGGACUUGAACUCUGGGAGUAGAAUCCUCUCCAACCACCUGCCCUUUGGCUCAUAGUACACCUUUUGG
Messenger RNA from Fukomys damarensis (Damara mole-rat), 2615 nucleotides. It is a transcript of the gene Gosr2, whose product is annotated as golgi SNAP receptor complex member 2. Gene Ontology annotation, cellular component: endoplasmic reticulum membrane; ER to Golgi transport vesicle membrane; Golgi apparatus. Gene Ontology annotation, biological process: vesicle fusion; intra-Golgi vesicle-mediated transport. The record is from RefSeq and is a predicted model, not a curated record. Bases 166 to 750 code for a protein of 194 amino acids. The transcript has 6 exons. NCBI's taxonomy places the organism in Eukaryota, Metazoa, Chordata, Mammalia, Rodentia, Bathyergidae. Gene Ontology annotation, molecular function: SNAP receptor activity; SNARE binding.